Colletotrichum gloeosporioides is the source of this 1740-nucleotide messenger RNA. RefSeq lists its product as uncharacterized. Gene Ontology annotation, molecular function: zinc ion binding; DNA-binding transcription factor activity, RNA polymerase II-specific. The transcript is spliced from 3 exons. NCBI's taxonomy places the organism in Eukaryota, Fungi, Ascomycota, Sordariomycetes, Glomerellales, Glomerellaceae. Gene Ontology annotation, biological process: regulation of DNA-templated transcription. The coding region runs from base 1 to 1740 and encodes 579 amino acids. The record is from RefSeq and is a predicted model, not a curated record.
AUGCAAAAGCGAAAGACACGCGUGAGCAACCCCUGCGACGGGUGCUCUUUGCGGAGAGUACGAUGCAAUGGAGGGCCCCCAUGCACCGAGUGCUGGAAGCGCUCCUUGGAAUGCACGUUCCUUCGAGUUCCUCGCAAGAGAGGCCCGAAAGGACCUCGGAUGAGUACUUCCAACAAAAUAGUGCAGUACCAGGAACAGAUUCGGAAUGAUCAAGAAUUUCAAUCAAGCACCGAGAGCCCGAAAACCCCACAAACACCUUUGGAGUCGCCUCUUUCAACUGGCGAGGAUUGGCAAGUUCGACAACGCCGAAGACAAUUUUCGAGACCGCAGAGCAGUUCCUUGGAUAGCCCACAACUAUCUCCUCUGGGGACUCAAGGUCACGACAAUGCCAAUUUGCCACUUCGGCUUUACAUCAAAUACUUGACCAAGUUUAAGGACUGUCUCAUCUGGGUCUGGCCGAUUGUGGAUAUCGACUCUUUAGUAUCCCGACUCGUCAGAAACUCCCCCGAUGACUACGAAGCCUACGCACUGGCUGGAGCGGUCUGCGCCACCGUCAUCGCGCAACUUCGACUUUCUCAACUGCGAUUUUCGAAGCAAAAUGGGUCCAUGUCUGACCUAAACGACAUUGCUGAAAGCUUUGCCCGUCACGCGCAAUAUUUGCGUGACCAACACAGUUACCGGGAGAGCGAAUCUAUCGACUCCCUGCUGACCGCAUUCUUCUUGCACAUCUACUUUGCCAAUACGGAAAGAAUCCGAGCUGGGGCGAUGUACUUGCAUGAAGCCAUUGCCCAACUUUCUCUGCAGAACCUACAUCGUCCGGAAACAUUCGAUCAACUUCCAAACGAGCAGAGGGAGCUCAUGUUGCGGAUCUUUUGGCUGGUGUUUGUCACUGAGCGCCCCCCUGAAAACGAGUUAGGCGAGGCCAGCAUAGCUGACUCCUCUUCCAGAACUUUCUGUGUUCAAAAUGGGUUUCCUACCUGCCUCUCACCUAUUCAAGAUUGGCCGUCUUUGGACUGCCUAAUACCAGGAAUAGGUGGGCUGGAUCCAUCAUUUCAGAUGCUUGCUCAGCUUUUCACGCUACUCGAUGAUAACCUCCUGAUGACAAGAGAAAGGCUGACCCCAAAGUCGGACCCACGCACCGAAGACAACCUCUACCGUGGUGUGUCGGCCAUGGCUGAGUGCAGUGUUUCAGCGAUUGGACCGACACUCCCUGAAAUUCAGCGAGUCAACGUCAUGGUCACUUGGAACUGGAUUCACAUCCUCUGGUGGCAAUACGCUCUUCGACACUAUCAGAUGUCAAGUAACAUGGAUGACGCCAUGCUGAGCAUGCUUAGACCCGCCUCAGUUGCUCACGAGACCGUACAGCUUUUCUCAUCUGUCUCCAAACAGGCGAUCCAGACCCAUGGAUACGGAAUGGAGUUGAAGAUCUUCCGCAUCGCCGACUCCUUAGUGGACUUACUGGCCUGCAACAGGAGACUUCCGAGUGGCCCUAGGCCCACUGGCACCGGCAUGCUUCUUGGGGCGAGAGACACGCUACACGCACUCCAGAGCGCCUUGAUUCUCAUAGGGGGUGAAGAAUCUUUGUUUCAUAAGAAGCUCCAGCUUUUCAUGGCCGAGGUACAGCUUCCAGUGCCUAAUGUUCGGCCAAUAGGGCUUGCAGAUCCAGAAGCCGCUACGGACGAUGACGAGGAUGAAAGGAAUGUUGGGGAAAAUCAACUUUUCCCUCAGUGUUAUAUUUAG